Messenger RNA from Xyrichtys novacula (pearly razorfish), 772 nucleotides. NCBI's taxonomy places the organism in Eukaryota, Metazoa, Chordata, Actinopteri, Labriformes, Labridae. The record is from the annotation of a GenBank genome assembly.
AUGCCAAGGAAGAGUAAGAAGUCACAGGCUGUAAACCAGCACUGGCAGAGGGUUCGUGAUAUUGAUUGUGUGAGUACUGGACAAACAGAUGGUGUUCCUCAGAGUAGUGGAGAGGUAAAGAGGUCUGAAGUGUGUGAUGCUGUGAAACAGGGAGGUCCAAGUGCAUCAUGUCAACCACAGGCAUCUUAUGCAGAUGUGAGUGAGUCACUUGCAGCAGGUCCAUCUAACUCUGAACAGGUAAACCACAGAUGUGAAAGUAAUGAUCCAGGUGCGCAACAGGUAACAUAUGCAGACAUGUUGAAGAGAAAAGUUCCUCGUGUGUCAUGUACUGCCGGUCCUUCCAACUCUCGUCAGAUAAACUACAUAGCCCAAACUGACAAGCCAUUUUCAACCCAGGUAUCGUAUCCAGACACAGUUAACCACCGUAAUUAUCAGUCUGUAUCAGCCUCUUCUCAGGCAAGAAAUGUUAACGCUGUUAAUCAGUCAGGUGAACAAAAUGUCUGUGCGUCACGCAGCCAAGCGUCUCUGAAAUACGGCCGAUCCAGAAACCAGCAGUGCACCUGUAACUCACUGACAUUUCUAGCAUUCCUGUAUGAGAAAGAACACAUCACCAGAGCAGAUCUGGACCGUGUUUUGGAUAAAGGUGAUGCGAUGUACAGAGAAAUCAGAAAAACUGUUGAUCACGCCCAUCUGACAACCGAUGAGCUACCUGACCAGGUUCCCGCCCGCAGACACGUGCAGACUGUUGACAAGUUACAGCUGUCUAGAUACG